Messenger RNA from Ixodes scapularis (black-legged tick), 1761 nucleotides. It is a transcript of the gene Dsp1, whose product is annotated as high mobility group protein B1. Lineage: Eukaryota; Metazoa; Arthropoda; Arachnida; Ixodida; Ixodidae. Gene Ontology annotation, molecular function: DNA binding, bending. Gene Ontology annotation, cellular component: nucleus. The coding region runs from base 602 to 1225 and encodes 207 amino acids. The transcript has 4 exons. Gene Ontology annotation, biological process: regulation of transcription by RNA polymerase II. The record is from RefSeq and is a predicted model, not a curated record.
GGAAGCCUAUGGACGCCAUAGUGUUUCAAUGGGGGAAGUCGCGGGCAGUACCCUUGCGCCAAAAUUCCUAUCUCUUUUCUCAUGCGUUUUCCGCUAAUUGUGGCCCGGCAGAGUUGUAGACGAAGGACGAAGCUUUCUAACGAAUCUUUUUCCGGUGUGACUGUGCCUUUUCUUCACGCCCGGAAAAAAUUUUGAAAACGGGCGUUUGGUGCCUGCCUUUGUUGGCGGGCGUUCCAUGCUUUUGCUAUGGACGCGCAUUGAAAACCCAAGGGCCUAGUGUUUUCUAUGGGACGGCCGUAGCAAUGCAAAUCCCGUGUGAUCCCUGCUACGGUCGGCUUUGAGUUCCGUGGCCAGGGGGAUCCGAGCCUAGCGAGUGUUAGCAGCGGAAGCCAUGAUAACGUCCAAGGGCAUUUUUCGACGGGGCUUUCAUUGAUGAAGACGCGGAUUUCUUCCCGGUCUUCGCUAUUUUCAGUGCUUGCGACUGCCCCGGCGGCUUCCAUUACGCAGCCUACAGACGCGCCGCUCGCUCACGUCAGCCAGGUGUUGCAGCAGUUCGUUCUUUGCGAGGAAACCCCGUACCGGCCUGAAGAUUGCGAGGAAAAUGGGCAAGGGCGACAAGCCGCGCGGGCGCAUGUCGGCGUACGCCUUCUUCGUGCAGACCUGCCGCGAAGAGCACAAGAAGAAGCACCCCAGCGAGAACGUGGUCUUCGCCGAGUUCUCUAAGAAGUGCGCCGAGCGCUGGAAGACGAUGAGCGAGGGCGAGAAGAAGCGCUUCCACCAGAUGGCCGACAAGGACAAGAAGCGCUUCGACUCCGAGAUGGCCGACUACAAGCCACCCAAGGGUGAGAAGUCCAAGAAGCGCAAGCGCACCAAGGACCCCAAUGCCCCCAAGAGGCCCCUGUCAGCCUUCUUCUGGUUCUGUAACGACGAAAGGCCCAACGUGCGCCAGGAAAGCCCCGACGCUUCGGUGGGCGAGGUGGCCAAGGAGCUGGGGCGCCGGUGGAACGACGUCGGCGACGACACCAAGUCGAAGUAUGAAGGCCUGGCUGCUAAGGACAAGGCGCGUUACGAAAAGGAGCUGAAGGCGUACAAGAACAAGAAGACCAAGGGCGCCUCUCCCCCGAAGGAGAAGGGCAAGAAGAAGGACGAGGAUGAAGAUGACGACGAUGAUGCCGAAGAAGAGGAGGAGGAAGCCGAGGAAGAAGAUGACGAAGACGAUGAGUGAUGUUGACGGGGGUUCCCGGGCGCGAUCCUUCAGACGGGUUUUUUUGUUUUGCCACAUUCUUUCUUUGUUGUCCCCGUGUCACUUUUUUUUCUCUUGUCGUUAGCACCAGGGUUUUUUGUCCCUUCCACCGCCCUCUUCCCCGUGCGAGCCGCGUUUUUGUUUUUGUGUUCUCCAGUGUAGCUAGGGGGUGGACUAACAGACUGUUUGGGUCUACGGGGGCAGUUUUGUGCGAGGGUUGUCCCCCCUCGUCGUCGCAUUCUUGGGACGAGAGCUCGGCUCUUCGGGCUUGUACAUAAGACACCAAUGUUCUGUCCCGGGAGGCCGGGGCACAGCUCUGGAGCCGGUGCCACACACACUUAUUUUUUUUAUUUUUUUUGUGCUCCGUUUGCAGUCGUUCAUUUCUUCAUACCUCAUUGACAGUAAAUAUAUUCAAGUACUUUUUGCUCAUUCUUCAUUGCUAUUGGAGGACGACGCUCAUUUUAGUGGCAUCAUUUAUUUUUUGUAUUGGAUGGACCCUAAUAAAAACGUUUAGAAUA